GGCUGCCUUCCUUUGUGAAUUGAAGAUUUCCCAUAGUGUGCUUUGAUUCCUGCUCUUUAUCUUUUGUGAAUCUGCUCGAGGUUUGGCUUUGUGGUUACCAUAUAGUUUACAUAAGACAUCAUAUAAAUAUAACAGGCUAUCUUAUGUCCAUCACAGCUUUGGUUAUAUUUAACUGCAGAUUUACCUUAGAAGAAGAAAAAGAAAAGAGACAAAAAGUUGAUGUGUUAUAUGAAAAAAAUAGGGUGCAGUUAAGAAAAAAAGAAGAGCACUCUAUUAAAGAAGUUGAAGUGAACCCAUAUCUUGAAACCACCAUUAGAACACGAGAUAUUGUAUCAGAGACUGUGAGACAGAAAGAGGUUGUAGAAGAGCAAGAUUACACGCAGAUCCAACGUUCUCAAGAACAGAACACCACAAUAAUACAAGAUGGAAUUCUGACCAAACACCUUUGCAAACCAAAGAAGAUAAAAAUAAGUCACAAGAAAAUGCAUUCUGAGGUUUCUGAGAGUUCUGACAAAGAAAAAAGUUUAUUGCAUGAAAACCGCAUGUUGUGGGAUGAAAUUGCCCAGCUAAAACUGGAAAUAGAUGCAGUAAAAACUCAGACCCAGGAAAUGGGAAAAAAGUAUUUUGAGGAUAUUGCAAUUUUCAAAGAAAAGAAUGACCUUCUUCAUAAGACAAUAAGAGAAACAGCAUUUCAACACAAUGCACAGCUUGAAGUUCUGAGAGCUGAGCUUAUAAAGCUAAACUACAUCAACAAGAGACCUACAACUUGCUUUCCAGAGAGCAAGAGAUGA
Molecule: messenger RNA, 791 nt
Organism: Eptesicus fuscus (big brown bat)
Lineage: Eukaryota; Metazoa; Chordata; Mammalia; Chiroptera; Vespertilionidae
Product: ankyrin repeat domain-containing protein 26-like
Exons: 4
Coding region: 144-791 (215 amino acids)
Source: RefSeq, a predicted model, not a curated record